Molecule: messenger RNA, 1149 nt
Organism: Adineta steineri
Lineage: Eukaryota; Metazoa; Rotifera; Eurotatoria; Adinetida; Adinetidae
Source: the annotation of a GenBank genome assembly
AUGGGUGUCAACGCUGUUAUCGGUUAUAUGGCAUCACUUCCUGUCGCCGAGCGAGACACGGCCUGGAAACGUAUUCAGGCAGGUUUCAUUUUGGCAUCUGAACUUCCUACGACGCCGUCACCUCGAUCUGAUCUCGAUGCAGCACUGGAGAAAAUAUUCGGUGAGAAGACUAUUGCAGCUCAGCCGAUGCAUGCAUCUUGUUCUGCAAAGAUUGGUGGUCGAAUGGGAAAGAAGCUUGAUGACUGGCUCGAUCCGAUCCUCUAUCCGACUCACUCGCUAGCCUUCUUACGUGCACUUGCGGAUAGUCGUUGGGUCGUUCGCGGUGAACCUGAAAAAAGUAAACUGAUUCGCGAGAUGAAGUGGGGUGGACGAAUGUUCGGAGCAUUCACGUCGCAAGAAGUCGCCGUUCUCGAAGCAUGGAUUUGCGAUUUAAACCGACACAAUCUUCCGAUCAAGAGAACCGGAUCCUACGAAGCAUUUACAGGUGCCGAGACAAAGUUUCCAGUUAUUGGUGUCACAUGCGAAUGGUCUGACAUCCUUGCUUGCCCGUCUGCACCUCGUCAGUACACGAGUCGUCUGAUGCCGACGAAUUUCUUCUCGCCGUUAUCUCUUCAAGAGAAGAAUCAUGCCAUUUUAUCUCUACUGUCAGUAUCGGCCGUACCCUUCGAAUACCUGCCCUCGUUUCCUGCCAAAUGCGCCAGCACCUACGGUAUGAUGGCUAUUCGAUGUCUUCGAGCACUGUACGGCUUCUUACCGGAUUCUGAUACGUGUGCUGGUAUGGACGAGGUGACAACCAAUGGUCUCAUACUCGGUGUGGUAGAGAUUGCCGGUGUCGCACUCAAAGAUACUAGCGAACAUGUACGUGAAUUCGUCACGCAACUAUUGUGUGUAUCGGCUCAUCCUGAACGCAACGAAGCGAUUCUCGUUGGUCUGCAAGAUGGUUUUAUCGAUUAUGUGUUUCCUGCAUGCGAGCAACUGCACACACAACUAUCCGUCAUGGAGCUGCAAGCACUGCGACGUAUUCGGGCAAGAUGUCGACAAACGCUCGAUGCUUAUGUGAAGCAGAAGAAUGACCACGAUAAUUGGUUAGCAGAGAUGCUCGAUGGAAAGAAAGUAGUGGAGUCUAUUGUUUCUAAUAUAGUCAAUUGA